AUGCUCGUCGCAGAACUCGUACAAGGCCUCGUCCAUGAGGCAACCCACCGACCGACCGAGUUCCUCGCCAAAUUUUUGGGGGUCGCGGUAUUGGUUUACUUCAUCGCAAACGAAGUCGUCAGAUCGAAGGCUCGUCUACCCGCUUGGCAUGGCCCAAAGGGACUCCCCGUUAUAGGGAAUCUGCACCAGCUUGGCGGUAAUGCCUCGCAGGUGUACAAGGACUGGGCCAAGGAGUUUGGUGCCGUUUAUCAGGUCCAGCUGGGCAAUCUCCCUGUUUUGGUUGUGAACACUGCUGCCGCGGCCAAGGUUAUGUUUGGAAACAACUCGCAAGCAACUGCCUCACGACCGGAGCUCUACACUUUCCACAAGAUCGUUGCCAAUACUGCUGGCACCACAAUUGGUACAUCUCCCUACAAUGAGUCUCUCAAGAGGAGGAGAAAGGGUGCAGCAUCCGCUCUCAACCGCCCAUCCAUUGAGACUUACAUCCCCCACCUGGACCUCGAGACAAGAGACUUCCUCAAGGACGCUCUGAACUACGGCAAGGCAGGCAAAGUCACCAUCGACCCGCUUCCCCUCGUCCAGAGACUCAGCUUGUCACUGGCAGUCACGCUGAACUGGGGCAUGCGAUUCCCUAGCCACGACGACGGACUGUUCAAGGAAAUCACGACGGUUGAGGGCGAGAUCAGCCGCACGAGGAGCGUCACGGACAACAUGCAGGACUACAUCCCCCUCCUCCGAUACAACCCCUUCUCGGCCGGGAAGCGCCACGCCGUGGAGAUGAGAAUCCGCCGCGACAAGUACCUGUCUAAGCUCAACGGCGAUCUGGAGGAGAAGAUCCGCAACGGAACGCAUGAGCCGUGCAUCCAGGCCAACGUUAUGCUCGAUGAGGAGGCUAAGCUUAACAACGUCGAGUUGACAUCGAUCAGUCUCACUAUGCUUUCUGCCGGCUUCGAGACGUUUACUGCAGUAUCGACCUGGGGUAUUGGGUUCUUGGCGACGCACCCUGAGAUUCAGCAAAAGGCUUUUGAGGCGAUUAGAAAGACGUAUGAUGAGGGAAACCCGUUGUGUGAUGCGCAUGAUGACCAGACUAUUCCCUACCUCCGCGCUUUGGUUCGCGAAUGCUUGAGAUUCUUCACUGUCCUUCGCCUCUCACUGCCUCGUGCCACGAACAAGGAGUUCAUGUACGAGGGCAAGCUGGUGCCCAAGGGCACCGUAGUCUUCUUGAACUCUUGGGCUUGCAACAUGGAUGGCGACCUCUGGCACGAUCCCGAAGUCUUCCGCCCCGAGCGCUGGCUAGAGAACCCCGAAGCACCCAUGUUCACCUACGGCAUGGGCUACCGCAUGUGUGCCGGAACCAUGCUGGCUAACCGCGAACUGUACAUCACCUUUCUCCGCAUGCUGGCCAGCUUUGAGCUGUCGUCAACGGACAAGAUCGACACCGAUCCCAUCACCGGCGCUGCUGAUUUGACCAACCUGAUUAUCACCCCAGGCUCCUACAAGGUCACCUUCACCCCCCGCAACGAGUCAGCCCUGAGAGCCGCCCUGGAGACUGAGGUCGAGCACUGA
Molecule: messenger RNA, 1566 nt
Organism: Colletotrichum paranaense
Lineage: Eukaryota; Fungi; Ascomycota; Sordariomycetes; Glomerellales; Glomerellaceae
Product: cytochrome P450
Exons: 4
Coding region: 1-1566 (521 amino acids)
Molecular function (GO): heme binding; oxidoreductase activity, acting on paired donors, with incorporation or reduction of molecular oxygen; monooxygenase activity
Source: RefSeq, a predicted model, not a curated record